AUGGCCGGGCCGGGCCCCCCCGGGCCCCGCCGCGGCUCGGCCUCGGGCUGGGGGCUGCGCCUCGCCCUCCUGGGGGUGCUGCUGGGGCUGCCCCCGCGGGGCCGGGCGGGGCCGGCAGGGUCCCUGUCCCAUGGAGAGAGGGUCACCCCCCACUGGCUGCUGGGGGGCCGUGCCCGCAGGGCUGUCAGCCUGCAGGAGCAGGUGGGGGCUCCUGCCCGGGCAGAGGUGGCUGUGACAGCUGAGGGCAGAGAGCUGGUGCUGGUGCUGGAGAGGAACCAGCUGCUGGCUCCGGGCUACACGGAGACGCACUACAGCGAGCAGGGCCAGCCCGUGACGGUCACCCCCAACCACACGGAGCACUGCCACUACCAUGGGCACGUCCGCGGCCACCGCCACUCCUGGGUCGUGCUCAGCACCUGCUCAGGAAUACGGGGCCUCAUAGUGCUGAGCAGCAACACCAGCUACUACCUGAGACCCCUGGGGCCCCCCGAGCCCGGCCUGCACCUCCUCCAGCGAGCAGAGCACCUGCCCGUGCCAGGGGGCACCUGCGGGCAUGGCCAGCACCUGGCGAGCACCGUGGCUGGCAUGGCCCGGCUCUUCCAGCCACGGCACACACGGGCCAGGAGGGAUGCCUGGAGGACCAUGAAGUACAUGGAGCUCUUCAUCGUUGCUGAUCACACCCUGUACAGGAACCAGAACCGCAACCUGGGCCACACCAAGCAGCGCAUCGUGGAGAUCGCAAACUACGUGGACAAGUUUUACAGGCUGCUGAACAUCAAGGUGGCCCUGAUUGGGCUGGAGGUGUGGACGGAGCGGGACCAGUGCGCAGUGAGCAGCGACGCCAACGCCACGCUCUGGGCCUUCCUGCAGUGGAAGAAAUCGCUGAGGGCGCGCAAGAAGCACGACAACGCCCAGCUGCUGACAGGGAAGACCUUCGGGGGCACCACCAUCGGGAUGGCCCCGCUGGAGGGGAUGUGCAGCGCCGACAACUCCGGAGGGGUCAGCGUGGACCACGCGGAGCAGCCCAUCGGCGCCGCAGCCACCAUGGCACACGAGAUCGGCCACAACUUCGGCCUGGUGCACGACAGCCCGGGCUGCUGCACCGAGGCCACCCCUGAGCAGGGCGGCUGCGUCAUGGCCGCCGCCACCGGGCACCCCUUCCCGCGGGUGUUCAGCUCGUGCAGCAGGAGGCAGCUGGAGAGCUACUUCCAGAAGGGAGGGGGAAUGUGCCUCUUCAACCUGCCCGACACCAAGGACCUGGUGGUGGCACGCAAAUGUGGCAACGGCUUCCGUGAGGAGGGAGAGGACUGUGACUGCGGCGAGGUGGAGGAAUGCACCAACCCCUGCUGCAACGCUCACAACUGCACGCUCAAGGAGGGGGCCCAGUGUGCCCACGGUGACUGCUGCCACAGCUGCAAGCUGAAGGUGGCCGGGACUCUGUGCCGGGAGGCCGCUGGCUCCUGUGACCUGCCCGAGUUCUGCACGGGAGCGUCCCCGUACUGCCCUCCCAACGUGUACCUGCUGGACGGCUCCUCGUGCGCCCAGGGCCAGGCCUACUGCAGCAACGGCAUGUGCAUGACCCACCAGCAGCAGUGUGUGCAGCUCUGGGGGCCAGGAGCGUGGCCAGCCCCUGAUGCCUGCUUCCAGGACGUGAACAUGGCAGGGAACACCUACGGCAACUGCGGCAAGGACAGCCAGGGCCACUACGUCAAGUGUGACAAGAGGGAUGCCAUGUGUGGGAAGAUCCAGUGCCAGAGCUCUGCCAAGAAGCCACAGGGCACCAACACGGUGUCCAUCGACACCACCAUCCGCCUCAAGGGCCGCGAGGUCAAAUGCAGGGGCACCUUCGUCUACAGCGCCAAGGACGACCAGGAGGACCUGUCUGACCCAGGGCUGGUGCUGACGGGCACCAAGUGUGGGGAUGGCAUGGUGUGCAAGGACCGGCGGUGCCAGAACGCGUCCCUGUUUGAGCUGGAGAAGUGUGUGUCCCGCUGCCACGGCCACGGAGUGUGCAACAGCAACAAGAACUGUCACUGUGAGCCCGGCUGGGCCCCCCCGUUCUGCGAGAAGCCGGGGCUGGGGGGCAGCGUGGACAGCGGCCCCGUGCAGAACCAUGCCCACGAGUCCAUCCUGAUCGCCCUGGUGGUCAUCUCGCUGUUCCUGCUGCCCGCCCUGACGCUCAGCAUCUGCUACUGGUACCGGCAGGAGAACUCCCUGCUGGCCAGGUGGAUCCAGGAGAGCAGGGUCCGGGCCCACGGCGCCUGCAGCAGGAACAAGUCCGUGGGUCGGAAGUCGAGCAGUGCCCAUGCCAAAGCUGCUUUCACCCUGAGGAACAUUUCAGCCUCCAGCCACCCCUCUAAGCCUGGCUCUCGGAGCGCAUUCCUGCCCCGGCCUGGUGCUGCCCAGCCCGGCUCCCAGCCCAUCAACGUGGUGCACCCGCUUCGCCCAGCCCCCCUGGGCAUCCCCCCCCGGCCCAGGGACCCCCGACCCGCCCGGCCCCCGCCCCCGGCCGCCAAAUCCCCCCCGGGCCCCGCCAAGGCCGGCGGCGCCCCCCAGGCCAAGCUGCCGCCGCCCAGGAAACCUCUGCCCUGCAGCCCCGUCAGGAGCCCACAGGUGCCCCCCAAGCACGGAGCCCCGCGCCGGCCGCUGCCGGGCAGCCCCCUCCUGGCCAAGGAGCUGCCCCCUGCCCCCGGACAGACCCUGCUGGUCAUGGUCCCCCCCAGCAACCCCAGGGUGCCCAGCACCAGCACCUCCAGCUCUGCCACGAGGCCAAUAAAACCGAUGCCACCUCAAAGGCCAGUCCCAGCCAUCAAAGCUCAGUCAACCUCCUCCUCAAAGAAGUGACAGUCCCAGGACACGUGGGACA
Melozone crissalis (California towhee) is the source of this 2866-nucleotide messenger RNA. Its product is annotated as disintegrin and metalloproteinase domain-containing protein 33-like. The coding region runs from base 1 to 2844 and encodes 947 amino acids. The transcript has 25 exons. NCBI's taxonomy places the organism in Eukaryota, Metazoa, Chordata, Aves, Passeriformes, Passerellidae. Gene Ontology annotation, biological process: proteolysis. Gene Ontology annotation, molecular function: metalloendopeptidase activity. The record is from RefSeq and is a predicted model, not a curated record.